Messenger RNA from Physella acuta, 1668 nucleotides. RefSeq lists its product as uncharacterized. Lineage: Eukaryota; Metazoa; Mollusca; Gastropoda; Physidae. The record is from RefSeq and is a predicted model, not a curated record.
CUAGAAUCUAUUAAAGGUUUUUAAAGGCCUCAUGUUUAGCUGUUUAUAACGGUCUGUAAAAUCGACGAUAAUUAAAAUUAUCGUCUAAUUUCGGUUUGCAGAGUAUAUCAUGGUGGUUUGAGGUGUGUCCAGGAUGACGUCAUUGCUGGUACGUGGCACGCUACUGACGUUGGUGAUUGGCUGCAUGCGUGAGGGUCAGGCACAAAUGGACACGAGCUGCGAAUCGCCGACCCUACCUGAGCCAUGCAAUCUGCAGGUCAUUUACCCCGAGCCCAUUGGGAUCACAGCCUGUUACGCAACAUUCGAGAUUGGAGCAGAACAAACAGUCGUCAGUACAGCGCCGAGAAUAAGGGCUGCUCUAACAUUUAUACCAAACAUGAAGGUCCUGGUCUAUAUGAUCAACUUGCAAACAGCGUUGGUUCACUGGGCAGCUGAAGGGACGUUCGGAGAAGAUUGCGAGGUGACAUUUACCGAUACUGUCAUUCCCUACCAGCCGCCUUUUGAGAAAACUAAACAAAGUUACACAUUUCUACUUUACGACUUCGGAAGUGGCGACCUCUGGGAUGACAUGGCAUCAAAGUCGAUCUGCUUUAUGAGAAAACAGUAUCUUUUUGUCGUGAGCCACUUAGCAGCAAGCCAGCUGGAUAUCACGAUAAACCAAGCGGACACGGUACCAGACCGACUGGCUGAGCUGCUGGAGCACUGCCCAGUCGAUGACGACUUUGAGAUCCGUAGAAAAGGAUCUGGUACACCAGCACCAACAGAAGCACCAACAGAAGCACCAGCACCAACAGAAGCACCAACAGAAGCACCAAAAGAAGAUACAUCAGCUGGAGCAACGAGAAAACCCAACAACUGCCUGGGACAACAAAUUGACGAGCAAACAGGACAUUGUCGGAGAGGUUGUCUGGCCACAUUUUGGAAGGAGGACUGUAAAACUGCGUGUGGGCAUUGUGCGGGUAUCGGAUCAUGUGACCAAAGGACAGGCUACUGCCCAAGUGGCUGUAAGGACGGGUAUGAAGGUCUGGAUUGUAACAACGAGACCGGCAUACCAUGGGGUGAUGUGCUCAUCGUCUUAUCAGUGUUGGCGGCCAUUUUACUUGUGGUUUUCGUCGUCUAUCGCGUCUUCUUCAAAAAGGUCUACUAUGUGGAUGUGCAUGAGGAUGCUGGAGAUCCUGAACAAGGGAAGUAAAAGGCAAUGAAAGAAAAUGAGAAGCACGGAGAAAAUGAUGAAACAGGCAGCGCUGAGAUUUAGGGACGUCUAUGUCUCUUUGUCUAUAGUAUAUAAGUGAAUGGUCUUUAGGUCUAUGUAUUAUUGUCUAUAGGCCCAUAAUCUAUGGUCUAUUGUGUAUGGUCUAUGUCUAUGGUCUUAAACAUUGUUUAUGUAUCUCUAUGGUCUAUGCUCUUAGAGUUAACAUGGACUAACUGUAAGAGAUGUUGAGGGGAAAUGUUAUUAUUUCUGAAUUUUGCAUUGUUGUUUUGUGAAAACAACGCUGUGUAGAAGCAAUCUACUCUCAUAUUGGAUUAUUUUAAUAGCUAACCCUGACCCUUACCGUACUAAUAUACGGCAGCCAAUCGCCCGAAUAAGCUAUUGCACAAAUGUAUUAUAAAUACAGGGCCUAUGUUUAAUGAAUUAGGAUUUUAUGUGUUAUAUUAAUAAACAGAUGA